This is a messenger RNA of Colletotrichum graminicola M1.001, 2478 nucleotides long. RefSeq lists its product as uncharacterized. Gene Ontology annotation, biological process: carbohydrate metabolic process. NCBI's taxonomy places the organism in Eukaryota, Fungi, Ascomycota, Sordariomycetes, Glomerellales, Glomerellaceae. The record is from RefSeq and is a predicted model, not a curated record. Gene Ontology annotation, molecular function: hydrolase activity, acting on carbon-nitrogen (but not peptide) bonds. The coding region runs from base 1 to 2478 and encodes 825 amino acids. The transcript has a single exon.
AUGUCUUUUACCAACAAUUUUCUACGCCUUCUUGGCCUCACAGGAGCUGCAUACGCAGCAUGUUCCAACCUUCUGAUUGACAACUUUUCGAGAUCAUCCCCUUCCGGCCUGAAUAGCUUGAGUUCAUGGACUAGUGAUGAUGGCUCCAUGAAAAACAUCGUUGUCGCCAGCGGAGUACUUUCAUUCACCCCCAAGGCAGACCCCCCGUCGUACUUUUACGAAACUCUUGGUUGUUAUAAAGCAGCUUCUGGCGGUUACAAGGCACUGUCUCUGACUGUCAAGGGGCCCAAAGGUGCUUCAUUCAUGGUGGAGAUUCAAAGCAAACAGGCCUGUACCGAUAAAGAGUAUAAAAGCCAGUGGGUUGCCGUUUCUGGCCUGACGGGCUCGUCACAGACUAUCAGCAUUGCUCUCUCAUCGUUCGCUGGUGCCAGCUUGGACGGCAUUGUGGGCUUUGCCUGGUCUACUUACACCCAGAUCUCCGACUACCAUUUCAGCAACAUUCAGCUCACUUGCAAUGAAGCCACGAACUCAUCCCCCUCUUCGACUGCUUCCACAGGAAUCUCUAUUUCAGCUCCACAGUCUGUUCCAAUCUCUUCCAGCACGUCCUUAUCGACAUCACAAGCUCGCUCCACUUCGUCUCCUUCUACUACAUCGAUCUCACAAGGCCGCACUUCUGCAGGCUCGUCAACCUUAACCGCCUCCUCCAGGACAUCGUCCCUCUCUGGCAGUGGCAGUCGCUCGCAGACCGUGUCUGGCUCGGUCACGGCUCAGUCAUCACCAGGCUCGUCAAGUUGCAGCAACCUUCUCAUCGAUGAUUGGGAGUCUCAGUCACGUUUGACCUUCCUCUUUUACAACGCUAUGUUGCAGCCAAGCAGCGACGAUGGGACUAUGACCAAAAUAGAGGUUGCCAGCAAUAGGGUCAAAUUGACUCCCAACAACAAGAAUUCUUACUUCUACAGUAAGACUGCGUGCACAAAUAUACAGGCGAAGGGGUACGGCGGCAUUUCCCUACGUAUCAAGGCCAGUAGAGGGACAACAUUUGGUGUCCAGCUGGCUUCGUCGACAACGUGCGGCGGCGAGGAUACGGCCUUCGGCUUCCAGACUACCAGUGAACUUGGUUGGGCUUUUGACGGUACCGAGAAGCUGUACAGCCUGCCUUUCUCCAAGUUUACCACGAUCGACCUAUCCAAGGUGUCCUCUAUCUUGUUCACCACGCUCCCUGAACCUGUGCAGUUCGGACCUAUGUCUUUUUACUGCGGUACCGUCCCAUCUGAGUAUGUCGUCAAGACGCCGCCGUCGGCCACUGCAACAGCCUCGACCGUUGCCGCGCCCAGUAGCACAGCAGCAGCCAAACUUAUUGAUGACUUUUCAGCCAAGGAGCAGAAUUCUCUAGGGCAAUGGCAUGGUGGCGAUAACGAAGACGCAGUCAAGUGGGUUAAGGGCAAGGUGACUAUACAGGCGCCAGAUGCCGAUUUCGCCUACUACACUCAGUUCGAGAAUUCAUGUGCCGACUUGACCAGUUACGAUGGUUCUUACCUGCACAUUGCUUACACGGGGAGCAACAAAUUCACCAUCGCGAUGCAGCAGCAUAACUCACAGUGUAACGAUGCCAUUGCACCAUUCCCUGAGACUUGGGACUCGCUCGAAGCGGCGCGUUAUGCUACUGGGAACCAGAUCUACAUUCCCAUGUCACACUUUAACAUUGUGCGGAAGCGUGCGGUUGGCUUGGCCUUCAAGGGUUUCUACACAAACGAGGCUGUCACGUUGACUAAGAUCGAGAUUGUCUCAUCUGUGCCAAAGGACGUCCACAUCCCGACAAAGAUGCCUUCUGGCAACCUUGUCUUCGCCUGCAAGCGUCCCAAUUCGAUUGCGUUCGCCAUUGACGAUGGUGACCCAACCUACGCUCAAGAAGUCAUGGAGAUUAUAAGAUCUGAGAACAUCAAGGUCACAUUCUUCACUGUCGGCGCGCCCCUUAGAGACCCCAGCACAAAUCUGAGCAACAUUUACCAGGAUAUGAUGACGCAAGGUCACCAGAUGGCUCUCCACAGCUACACGCAUCCCAGGAUGGAGGGUCUUCCGAACAAUGAGGCUAUUGCUUGGGAAUACACUCAGGACAUAGACGCUGUAUCAGACAUGUUCAAUGGUCUCAAAACCAAGUACUUCCGUCCGCCUUUUGGCAACGAAGGCGCUCGUAUGCGCCAGCAGCUGGUUUCGACAACGGGUAAGAGUGACGCAUACAUCGUCAACUGGAACAUCGACGUUGAGGAUUGGCUCUGGGCCACUUCUUCAACACCCGAGAAGCAGCUAGAGGCUUUCCAGCGCGACCUGAACAAGGGGGGCAGUCUUGUCGUCAUGCAUUACUUGUACCCUAGUACCGUCAAGUACCUGAGACAGUUCAUUCAGAUGGCCAAGAAGACGAACAAGCAGCUUAUGCGGGUUGAUCAGUGUAUGGAGGAUCCUGAGGCACCCGCACUGUAG